Messenger RNA from Myiozetetes cayanensis, 10948 nucleotides. RefSeq names its product phosphatidylinositol-4,5-bisphosphate 3-kinase catalytic subunit alpha (gene PIK3CA). Gene Ontology annotation, cellular component: phosphatidylinositol 3-kinase complex, class IB; plasma membrane; cytoplasm. The coding region runs from base 215 to 3421 and encodes 1068 amino acids. Gene Ontology annotation, biological process: cell migration; phosphatidylinositol-mediated signaling; phosphatidylinositol-3-phosphate biosynthetic process. The transcript is spliced from 21 exons. The record is from RefSeq and is a predicted model, not a curated record. Gene Ontology annotation, molecular function: 1-phosphatidylinositol-3-kinase activity; 1-phosphatidylinositol-4-phosphate 3-kinase activity. Lineage: Eukaryota; Metazoa; Chordata; Aves; Passeriformes; Tyrannidae.
GAACACCUGGAUUGACUCUGCUCCCAUUCCUUGUCCCUGUGCCAGCACUUCCUGUUUUUAAAGAUCCUGUUUACUGUCUGCGGUCCAAAUAUCCCAGGAAGGUGGGAGGAUGGGAAGAAACAUGUAAAGAAAACUAAACAACGUUAUUUAAGGCUUGCACGUACGAAUCACUGCUUGAAGAGCUGGGAGUACAAAGUUAUCUCAAGACUUAAAAAUGCCUCCGCGGCCGUCAUCUGGUGAACUAUGGGGCAUCCACUUGAUGCCCCCGAGGAUCCUUGUGGAAUGCCUCCUCCCAAAUGGAAUGAUAGUGACACUAGAAUGCCUCCGUGAGGCCACCUUACUGACUAUUAAACAUGAACUCUUUAAAGAAGCAAGGAAAUACCCUCUCUAUCAGCUCCUUCAGGACGAAUCUUCUUACAUUUUUGUAAGUGUUACGCAAGAAGCGGAAAGAGAAGAAUUUUUUGAUGAAACGCGGAGACUUUGUGACCUGCGACUGUUUCAGCCUUUUUUAAAAGUUAUUGAACCAGUAGGUAACAGAGAAGAAAAGAUUCUUAAUAGAGAAAUAGGUUUUGCUAUUGGCAUGCCUGUCUGUGAAUUCGACAUGGUCAAGGAUCCAGAAGUACAAGACUUCAGGAGAAACAUUCUCAAUGUUUGUAAAGAAGCAGUGGAUCUUCGAGAUGCCAAUGCACCGCACAGCAGAGCACUGUACGUCUACCCUCCAAACGUAGAGUCUUCAGCUGAACUACCCAAACACAUAUACAAUAAACUAGACAAAGGGCAAAUUAUAGUGGUGAUAUGGGUAAUAGUGUCACCAAACAAUGAUAAGCAGAAAUACACCUUAAAAAUCAACCAUGACUGUGUGCCUGAGCAAGUUAUUGCUGAAGCAAUUAGGAAGAAAACACGAAGCAUGUUGCUGUCAUCUGAACAACUGAAACUUUGUGUCUUGGAGUACCAGGGCAAAUACAUUUUAAAAGUGUGUGGCUGCGAUGAAUACUUGCUAGAAAAAUGUCCACUGAGCCAGUACAAGUACAUAAGAAGCUGCAUAAUGCUGGGUCGGAUGCCCAACCUGAUGCUGAUGGCCAAGGAAAGCCUGUACACCCAGCUGCCCCUGGACACCUUCACAAUGCCAUCCUACUCCAGGAGGAUCUCCACAGCUACACCCUACAUGAACGGAGAGGCUACAACCAAAUCCCUCUGGACUAUAAACAGUGCUCUCAGAAUAAGAAUCCUCUGUGCAACCUAUGUAAAUGUGAACAUUAGAGACAUAGACAAGAUCUAUGUUAGAACAGGUAUCUACCAUGGUGGGGAACCUUUGUGUGACAAUGUGAAUACUCAGAGGGUACCUUGUUCUAAUCCCAGAUGGAAUGAAUGGCUGUUGUAUGACAUGUACAUUCCUGAUCUCCCACGUGCUGCUCGGCUCUGCCUCUCGAUCUGCUCUGUUAAAGGCCGGAAGGGAGCGAAGGAGGAGCACUGUCCAUUGGCUUGGGGAAAUAUAAACAUGUUCGAUUACACAGACACUCUUGUAUCUGGGAAAAUGGCUUUGAAUCUCUGGGCAGUACCUCAUGGGCUGGAGGAUUUGUUGAAUCCUAUUGGUGUUACUGGAUCAAAUCCAAAUAAGGAAACCCCAUGUUUAGAGCUGGAGUUUGAUUGGUUCAGCAAUCCUGUGAAGUUUCCAGAUAUGGCAGUGAUAGAAGAACACGCCAACUGGACAAUAUCACGGGAAUUGGGAUUCAACUACAGCUACGCAGGGCAGAGUAACAGAAUAGCCAGAGACAGCGAAUUGACAGAGAGUGACAAGGAGCAGUUGCGAGCCAUCUGUACACGAGACCCUCUGUCUGAAAUCACUGAGCAAGAGAAGGACUUCCUCUGGAGACACAGACACUAUUGUGUGAAUACUCCAGAAAUUCUGCCCAAGUUACUUUUGUCUGUUAAAUGGAACUCUAGAGAUGAAGUGGCCCAGAUGUACUGUUUGGUAAAAGAUUGGCCUUCAAUCAAGCCAGAGCAAGCAAUGGAGCUCUUGGACUGUAAUUAUCCAGAUCCAAUGGUGCGAGCUUUUGCAGUUCGGUGCCUGGAGAAGUCCCUGACAGAUGACAAACUGUCUCAGUAUCUAAUCCAGCUGGUACAGGUUCUGAAAUACGAACAGUAUUUAGAUAAUCAGCUUGUGAGAUUUUUACUCAAGAAAGCACUGACCAAUCAAAGGAUAGGACACUUCUUCUUUUGGCAUCUGAAGUCUGAAAUGCACAAUAAAACUGUCAGUCAGAGGUUUGGGUUACUUCUGGAGUCCUACUGUCGAGCGUGUGGAAUGUACCUAAAGCAUCUGAGCAGGCAGGUGGAGGCUAUGGAGAAGUUGAUCAACCUCACAGAUAUUCUCAAGCAGGAGAAAAAAGAUGAGACCCAGAAGGUACAGAUGAAGUUCCUGGUUGAACAGAUGAGACGGCCAGACUUCAUGGAUGCUUUGCAAGGUUUUAUCUCUCCUCUCAACCCUGCGCAUCAGCUGGGAAAUCUUCGGCUGGACGAGUGCAGGAUAAUGUCAUCUGCAAAAAGGCCACUGUGGUUGAACUGGGAAAACCCAGAUAUUAUGUCUGAAUUGUUAUUUCAGAACAAUGAGAUAAUAUUUAAAAAUGGAGAUGACUUGCGUCAGGACAUGCUGACACUUCAGAUAAUUAGAAUUAUGGAAAACAUCUGGCAAAAUCAGGGUCUUGACCUUCGGAUGUUGCCCUAUGGCUGUUUGUCAAUUGGUGACUGUGUGGGACUCAUCGAGGUCGUGAGGAGCUCUCACACGAUCAUGCAGAUUCAGUGUAAAGGAGGCUUAAAAGGAGCACUACAGUUCAACAGCCAUACAUUGCACCAGUGGCUCAAGGACAAGAACAAAGGAGACAUGUAUGAUGCAGCUAUUGACUUGUUUACACGUUCUUGUGCCGGCUACUGUGUUGCCACCUUUAUCCUGGGCAUUGGUGAUCGCCACAACAGUAACAUCAUGGUCAAAGAUGAUGGACAACUGUUUCACAUUGACUUUGGGCACUUCCUCGAUCACAAGAAGAAGAAAUUUGGUUAUAAAAGAGAGCGUGUGCCAUUUGUCUUAACACAAGACUUCCUAAUAGUGAUUAGUAAAGGAGCCCAAGAAUGUACCAAAACAAGGGAGUUUGAAAGGUUUCAGGAGAUGUGCUAUAAAGCUUACCUAGCAAUUCGGCAGCAUGCCAAUCUCUUCAUCAACCUUUUCUCCAUGAUGCUUGGCUCAGGAAUGCCAGAACUGCAGUCCUUUGAUGACAUUGCUUACAUUCGAAAGACCCUUGCAUUGGACAAAACUGAGCAGGAGGCUCUGGAGUACUUCAUGAAGCAGAUGAAUGAUGCUCACCAUGGUGGCUGGACAACAAAAAUGGACUGGAUCUUCCACACAAUAAAGCAACAUGCUUUGAACUGAACAGACAGCAGAGAAAACGAGAACUGAUACCCCGCUUUGUGGGUACUGCACUGUUAAUACCCGUUAGCAGCAAAGACUGGUUGCAUAGGAAUUGCACAAACCAUGAACAACACUAGAAUUUAUGCCAAGAAAAGAGAUUAAUUGUUCAGACAACUGUCGGAAAAUAAUGUAAAACAGGGUUUCAGAUAGCACUAAAAUUGUACACUUCAAAAAUUAAGCUUUAGUAUGAUGUAUGCAGAGAGACCUCGACAAAUUAGAGAGGUGGGCGAUCACCGUGUGAAGUUUAACAAGGGCAAGUGCCAGAUUCUGCACCUGGGAUGGGGCAACCCUGGCUGUGUGUAAAGACUGGGAAAUGAGGCUGGAGAGCAGCUGUGGAAAGGGACCUGAGGGUCCUGGUCGAUGGCAAGUUGGAUGUGAGUUAGCAGUGCCCUGGCAGCCAGGAGGGCCAGCCGUGUCCUGGGAGGCAUCAAGCAAAGCAUCGCCAUCCGGCUGUGGGAGUGGAUUGUCCUGCUCUGCUCUGCACUGGGGCGGCCUCACCUUGAGUUCUGUGUGCAGUUUGGGGCACUACAGUAUUAAAAAAAGACAUUAAGCUGUUAGAGAGCUUCCAAAGGAGGGCCAUGAAGAUGGUAAAGGGUCUGGAGGGGAAGCUGUGUGAGGAGCAGCUGAAGUCACUUGGUUUGUUCAGCCUGGAGAAGAGGAGGCUUAGGGGAGACCUCAUUGCAGUUACAGCUUCCUCAUGAUGGGGAGAGGAACAGACACUGAUCUCUGUUCUGUGGUGACCAGUGACAGGACUCGAGGAAAUGGCAUGAAGCUGAGUCAGGGGAGGUUUAGGUUGGAUAUCGGGAAAAGGUUUUUCACACAAGGAGUGGAUGGGCACUGGAACAGGCUACCCAGGGAAGUGGUCUCAGCACCAAGCCUGACAGAGUUCAAGAAGCAUUUGGACAACAUUCUCAGGCACAUGGUGUGACUCUUGGAGUGCCCUGUGCAGAGCUAGGAGUUGGAAUUGAUGAUCCUUGUGGGUCCCUUCCAACUCAGCAUAUUGUAUGAUUCUAUGAUUCAUGUUAUGCCUUAAGCCCAAAAAGGUAAACUUGGAAGAAUGUUUCCUUUUUUCAUUUGACAGGAUGAAUUAGACGGAAAAAGAAAAUAGUUCUAACAUGAACAUAAGAGUCCUAUGAGUUAUUAUUUUAGAUCUGGUACAGCAUGGUAGAGACUAUGCUGGAUCGAGAAGAGUGGAAAUAGAAUUCAAGUGGUAGCAAAUACUUAAAUGCAGCAUAGUUUGAAGAGAAGGAGUUUCAAGCUCAACGAUCUAAAAACAAUAGUGAGAGGACAGUGCCUUUUAAAUGUGCUCAGAGGCAUUAACAUUUGCGGGGUUCAGGUGACCCUUUGAUUUCUGGGUCCGUCAUCUGCACAGUUUCUGAAAGCAGUAGGAAAUAGGCCCACUCAGUAUGGUGUUUCUUCUGCUCAGUAUUUCUAGGGGUGCAAUUCAUACCUUCACAAAGAAACUCCCUAUCAUCCCCAAAAACUGACUAACCAGGAAAUUGAAUGGUCAGAAUUGGGUUUAGUGCAACAGAGAGCUGUAGUGUUCAUCUUAGGUUUGCUUUAAUCUAACUUGAACUGAAUAGAUUUUUUUCAUACAUGUUUUCCAGAACCUAAAGAAAGGUGAGUUAUUAAAAUUAUUGAAAGAUUAUUUUUUUAUAAAGGCUAUUUAUGUAAUAGGAACUAUUAUUAAUAUAUAUUCUUUAUUUACAUGAUUUGUCCCAUAUUCACUCUUUUAAUUUUGCAGCCCAGUUAGUUCUUAUCUGUCCAAGACUCCUGUUUUCAUUAAUGUCACUUAAGGUUACCAGAUAUACUCCUCAGACCAAAUUCAGCCCUAGUGAAAGAGGACACAAGUACCAGUGAAGCAGUGGGGGAUACACCCACUAAUGCCAGAGGUAAACUUGGCCUAAGUCUGUUAAAAAAUUUGGGGAAUCACUCUUCAUAUUAUGGAAGUGAUAUGCUGGCUAUUCAAAGAAAGUACAUUUAAACCCUCCAUUUUUGGGUCUACCAUUUCUCCUCUUUCUUCCUCCUUUGGAAGUGGUUGUUGAAUCCAGUAAGAUACAUCAGAAACAGCAAUUUAGAUUUUCAAUAUGAUCAAUAAUAAGCAGUUCAACAUGCAGCAGAUAUGUUGGCUAGCUCAAAGCAUGUGGAGUUACCAAACAUUUUAUAGCUUUGUCUGUUUUGUGCCUGUGUGUAAUAUAUAUUUGUAAAUCUAGUUGUUGUCCUUUAACACAAUUACAAUGUGUGCAAUUAAUGAAAUUGGCACCACUUUUUGAAACUGUUCAGAGUACCGAGGAUUUCAGAUUGCCCUUAUGCACAACUUCAGAUAGGACUGUUUUUCUCAUUAUUAAAGGGGUUCUUCUAAUUAGUGAAGCUCAUAAUUCUGUGGGUGAUGUUCACCCUAACAUUUUAAACUUGCUAGAUCGGCAGCACUUGGAGCGAAUUCCAAAGGUUUGGGGGCUUUCGGUGGUUCAGCUCGUUCACUUGCAAACACGCACCGAGGUGCCACUCAGAAAGUGCAAUACCACGUGUAAUAUAAAAUAUGCUGACAGUUGGUGUUAGAUUAGAAUAUAAGUAUAUAAUAGACUGUACUUUGUGCAGGCUGUACUGAUGAGGUAAUGAGUGGUUGGCUUCAUUAGGCAAAUUGUAAUAUAUUAAAAAGGUGCAAUCAAUUACAUUAUGAAAGACUUUGGGGAUUGUAAAGCCAAGGCUGUGGUGUUUCAGGACAAUUUCACAGUCAGGAUCCUGCAGCUGAUUACUGCACACAAGGACUCUUGAUGUUGUGGGGGAAAACCUGGGUUUGUGAACACUACAGAAGCUCCGAGAAUAGUAUGGGAAAUGUGAAGUUGUAUUUCCUUAGUUCUACUAAAUAUUUUGGAGUAGUCCAAUAGACUUCCCAUUACUCUUUUUAUUGACUGUUACAUAUUCCUUUUUGUUCAUAUGAAUAUUUUAACUCCUGCUAACCUUGGUUGUACUUUCUAGAGCAAAGUUACCCUUGUAUCUAUUACUUUGCAGUCAACACACACUAAUGGUUUAGCUCUUAAAACAUGGUUUAGUUUCAGUUAAAGUUUAGUUCACAAAAUCUGAAACCCUGUUGGCUGUCUCUCUUAUUUUAACUGAGUAAACCUGUUGCACAGACGUCACAUUAGGUGCUAUAUUAUCCUUAUUUAUCUGGUGUUGAAACAAUGCUUUACCUCGUUUAUCUAAGAGAUGGUCAGCUUUUUCCAGCCUGGAUGAAAAGAUCAGCUCAAAUUUAUUGGACGUUAUGAGCCCAACUUUCUUUUUACUUUGCCCCUUCCUAGCCCUUUACUUCUGUAAAUAUAAGUGUCUUUCAGUUCAAGCACACAGUGUUCUGCACCCUUUUUGCCCAGACAGAGGUAUGAGGAGUCAGGCUCUGUUUCCAGAAGUUACUGCAAUUAAACGUUGUGCUUAAGCUGUAGAAGUUAUUAUGAGAAUCAAAUAGUGAAAGAACGGAAACUUCAUAGGGAUGCAGACAUAAUACAAUUCAGGAUAAUUACAAAAAAAUUUAGAUAGAAGUUUUUUAAAAAGUAAGGGAAACUCAUGGGCUUUAAGCAGUUCUUACCAUAACCAGGAUGGGCAUUUGAAAAAUAUUAUGCUGGUGUUUCAGGAAAAAAACAAAUCCUUUUCUCAAAGUGUUCAGCCCUAAUUACUGUAUCCUGUUACGCCUGUUCUGUGCUGAUGUAAUUUCACUGCAGAUAGUGGAUGUUCUGUUUGCUUACUCUGCUGUAAAUGAGAGGACCUCAUCUGCUCACAGUAGCAGAAAUAAGAUCUGCUUACAGACCAUGAAAGCACCUGCCACUGAGUUCUAGAUUUUUACAGAGAUAGCUUGGAAUUUGGCCUUUUUUUUUAUCUAUUCCCACCUCAUGGAGAUUUGAAAAUGUUCCCUUUGUUCUGGAAAUCAGCUGCACAGAACACUAAAGUGAUUUGUUUUGAGAUUGAAUUGAAUCUGAACACCUUGCUUGUGCAGAGCUUCACUGUAAGACUGGCAGAGCAAGGAGCCCAGGACUGGGCCAUGUGUUUUGUCACAAAGCAAUUAGGAAAUGGAGUUUUAUCGAAACACAAAUUUAAAGCGAGUAACUUUUUCAACUGUGAAACUGCAUUUGACUUAAUGACAGAACAGGCUGCUGCUGCUCAGUUUUACUUAGAGUAACAUUCUUUGCUUUCUUAAAGGUAGCAGAAAAAGAACCUGUACUGACUUUAUGUACGCAUACUUCUCUGUUCUGAAAGGGUGCAUUAGUAGUUUUUUUCAUAGGUGAAACAUUUUCAGUAUAAGUUUUAAAAUUUUAAAAAAAGGCAUUUAAAUAAAACCAAAAUUGUAAGUGUUUUGGCAUCUCGUGGAGAAGAUAUGAGCCUGCAUAUUAAGGACAAUGUAGAAAUUACCAAGUUUGUAAGAACUUUGUAUGUGAUGACCCUGCUGGUGGUGGUUUGGCAAGUUGUUGGUGGGGUUUUAUGCCAACUUUCCUUUUUAUGUAAAAUAUUAAAUGCCCUUCAGUGAUCAGUAGCCCACAUUUGUCGACAAUUUGAAGGUAUUUUCUUUGCUUUGUCAUUAUAUAAUUGACAUGUUCCAGCGUCUGUUCUCAGUAGUAAUUAUGAAUUCCUCCUGUUUUGCAUGUCUGCACAGGUUGCAGACUUGGGCUGGACCCAUUCAAAAAACAAAUAUUAGAAAAGCCACUUGAAAUUACUAUUUUGUUGAUGUCAUUGACAUCUUGAAAAUGCUUCAAGUUAAUGAAAAUGGUGUGGUAUUACAGAAAGAAUUGUAACUUGCUGCUUCUGAGAUUUUCUUUUUUAAAUCUUUUCCUCUUGUUUUAGUUUUACUUGAAUGGAAGAACCACACUUGUUUUGUUUUUUUUUUUAAAUACUAUAUAGCUGUGGAUGUUGUUGCAGAUUGUUGAAUCCCAAUUUAAUUUUGCAAUACAUGUUUCAUACAAAUAAUGAAUUUGUAUCAUCUUUUUAUUUUGUGCUAAAAGUUGUCUCAGUUUAGGUGAGGCUCUAUCUGUCCAAAAUGAUGUGUAGCUCACCACCCCUGCAGCUGGUGUUGCUUUGGGUGUUUUUUUCUGUUUAGUUUUAUUUUUUUACAUCUGUGUUAAUGAAGAGAAGCCAUCUGGAAACUGGCUAUAGAAGUUCUUUACCUGCAUUCGCUGACCAAACCUAUAGGUGCUCUGCUCUUUGAGAAAUUCUGAGAAAUUUCCCUUUAAUGCUGAUACCACAUUGACUUCAUCGGAAUCGCUCUGGAUUCACAACAGCAUAUGAAGUCAGAAUUAGACUACAUGUAUAUUAGAGUUCCAGAUUAGUUAUUCUUAGGAUUCAGUAUGAAAGGUGUUCUCAUAAGGAGAGGAAUGUUUACUAGCAGCCCAGUUAAACACUUUACAAUUUUACUUUUUAAAUAGCCUCUAUCAAGUAGCCUUUCCCCUCCAAAACUACUGUAACCUUGUCUAUAGUUUGUUUCAUUCUUGAGACUUCCAGGAUUUUUGUUGCUUACCAGUUCAAAUGUUUCAUCUUCCUACUCUUUCAUAUCCUACAGACUUGUUGAACCCACACUCAGGAAAAAUCAUUGUUCUUAAUUGUCAGCAGGGUAUUCUUGACUUCUGAGCCUUAUGGGAUAGACUGAAAAGCUUGAGGUCUUAUUGUGAGCAUUCCUGACUCUAAGCCAGAGGUGAAUCCCUCUGUCUCUUCCCUUCAUUCUCCAACACCCCUUUCCCCUAAAAAAGGACACGCCCAUAGCAUAAGAACAUCAUACAAUGUUUGUAAGAGAUCAGUUGAAGCAAUGCCCUGCCUGUACUUGGAAGCUGGUGUCCCCACUGGUUUGCCUAAGUGUGUCUUAAGUGUCCUUACUGUCACUUCUGUACGUGAUGCAAUAUUCCUUUGGCAUAAGGAAGGCAAAAAAUAUGCUAUUCUGUCUUGAUUCUUUCUGAAAUUCUGUUGCCAGAUUCCCAAUAGUUGCAAUCUCAUUCUGCCUUGUCUCUUUAACUACUUUUAAUCUAUUUUCAGGCUCUAUUAAUAGUGUUCUAUAUCCUGAAUUAUCAACUGCCCCAGGCUGUCCAAAGUUGUCUUACUGUUUCAUUUGGGGCUGGGGAAAGAAAAGGAAUAGAUUAAUCCUCUUGUCUUACAGUGGCUGUGGUCCAAAUUCUUCAUCUUCUCUUGUGAAGAUAAAUGUGUAAUUCAUCAUCUGGGAGUAUCAUCCGUUCUCCUUGCCCCCUCACACCUCUUCAGGUUUUAUCUGUGAAUAUCUACAUUCACUUAUCAAAAUCUACUUCCCUGGUGGAGAAAAGGAUUUAAAAAAUCUAUGGCUGCAGUCUGAUGUCCUGAAUUCUCAGGCCUGAAAUUUUGGAAGUAUUGUUGUCAUUGCAAACCACAACUGUGGAAUUUUCACGGAAUCGUUGAGGUUGGCAAAGAGCUUUGGAGAUAAUUUACCCCAGCCACCCUGUUUGAGGCGGGGUCAACUCUAGAGCAGAUUGCCCAGGAUAUCACCCAGUUGGGUUUAGAGCCUAUCCAAGAAAGAAGAAUCCGCAGUCAAUUUUUUUCCCUUAUUGUUGUUAUGAAAUAUCUUCUGUUUCGCUGCCUGCUGCCCUUUCAGUGGGCAGCACUGAGAAGAGCCUUGCCUGUCUUUACUCCUCUCCAUCAAGUAUUUGUGUACAUUGACAAGAUGCCCCCUGAGCUUUCCCUUUGACCGGGAUAAACAAUCCCAGCUCUCUCAGCCUCAUUUCCCAUCCGUCAUCUUUGUAGCCCUUCACUGACCCAUUCCAGCACAUCCAUGUCAGGCUGGUACUGGGGACCCCAGUACUCGAGGUGUGGCCUCACCAGUGCUGAGCAGAGGGGCAGGAUGAAGGCUCAACUCCCUGGACCUGCUCUGCCAAAGGCAGCCCAGGAUCCUGUUGGCAUUUUGGGUAAAUAGAGCCCAGGAGGGUGUCACCUCUUGAUGCUUCUACGUAACUUCGUUGCAGCUGGCAGCCAGUUACGUGUCUGCAUCAAAAGGAGAGUAUAAACACCUCCCAGUGCUCGAAAUAUCUUUUAAAAAUGAGACAAUUACCUUUGAAAUAACCACUACUGGGGGUGGGGGGAGGGGGGGGGGGGUGUUGCCAUGUGUGUGUCAUUCUGUGAUGAAGGUCUGUGGUAAAGUAGGUAGAAAGCAAGACAUUUUUAGUAAUAAUGGGCCAAAAAGUAUUUAAGAUGCAGCAAAGAUGCAUGUGUUGUCAUACUGAGAAUAGUCUUGCAGUACUUUAAAUAAAAAAAAAAACAAACCACAAACCCUUUUUUACCCCUUCUGCUGUGCUACUCAAGUAACAAAAGUUUGGCCUAUGAUACUUAUUGUAGUUAUGUUCAUGGGAAACUGUAAAAAGUCUGCCUUUUAUUUAUCUUCGCGGUCUGUAUCAUGCUGUUUAUUAAAAAAAAAACUACUUUUGUUUGGUUUUUAUCACACUUUUGAGUGUUAAUGUAUAUACUAACAAUUAAAUUAAAAUGAUAUGGUUGGUA